Messenger RNA from Sungouiella intermedia, 366 nucleotides. The record is from the annotation of a GenBank genome assembly. Lineage: Eukaryota; Fungi; Ascomycota; Pichiomycetes; Serinales; Metschnikowiaceae.
AUGGGUGUCCAUAUCUUUGGUAAGUCCAUCAAGCACAACGCCCUCGUCAGAAUAGGGUUGGCUAAGCGGAUCUUUGGAGUCGGCUACAAAACCGCCCAGGAAAUCUGCGCCAAAGUGGGCAUCUAUCCAAGAAUGAGAAUGAAUCAGCUCACUGAACCUCAAAUCAUGGCCAUCAACAAGGAGUUAUCGGACUUGACCAUCGAGGGACACUUGAAGCAGAGCAUUUUGGAGAACAUCCAACAGAAGAGAGCUAUUGGUUCGUAUGCUGGUGGAAGACACGCCGCUGGCUUGCCAGUCCGUGGACAGAGAACUAGAAACAACGCUUCAAUUGCAAAGAGAUUGAACAGACUUGAUAGAAAGUUGUAG